AUGGUGGCAACCAUUGGAUCGGAGACAUUUACCUUUGAGGUAGCUUCGACGAGCAUUCGCUUCAGUGGGAUCAGAGUCUUCAAGGCAUCAGAAAGAGCGGUGUAUUCAGCUUCGAGUGUAGAGGAUGCGAUACUUGUCUGUAGAGAGGAUCUCCAAGUAACGGGACAACCAGCCAGCUUGAUGACGAAUCCAGUGCGAGAUCUGACAGAGGUUGGGUCAGCAUCAGGUUCAACUUUGAAAAGUCCACAAAAAUCAGCGUCAACAAACAUAUCCAAGGUACAACAACAUUCCAACAAUGGAUCGAUAAUUCCACUCUUCAUUCAUAGGUUCUCCCUCAGGAUCGGAUCCAAGAGGGCCAGUGGCUGGGGUGCGAUUCGGCUUGCAAUCGGUCAUUCCAGCGGCAACAAGAAUCUUGUCAAUCAAACCAGUUUGGCUCAAAUCCAAGGUCGCGUAGUUGGUCGAUUAAGCGAUCAACGUCUUGGGGAUCAGCGGCACCAAUUCCUGCAUCAUCAACGUACAGGACCACCAUCAUUCCAGGUUCCAGGAAUGAUCUUGGAUUUGGCGUCCGACAUUGGGACUUCUUUCCAGAGUGUCGGGAUCCUUGACGGCUUGGACUUUGUACGCAGAUGGAUAAGAGAAAAGACUCUCUGGAGUCUCAAUCCAUUCGGUAUUGAAAGUGUUGAAGAAGGCAGUGAAGUAUCCGUUGUCGUUGUCGGCAGAAGCAAAGUGUCCUUGGGAUUCAAUGAGUCGAUUGGGAGCUUUUCCGGCAGUGGAACGUUUGGAACGGCGAGGUGGUAG
Cylindrotheca closterium is the source of this 798-nucleotide messenger RNA. The record is from the annotation of a GenBank genome assembly. NCBI's taxonomy places the organism in Eukaryota, Bacillariophyta, Bacillariophyceae, Bacillariales, Bacillariaceae.